Brassica napus (rape) is the source of this 3414-nucleotide messenger RNA. RefSeq names its product DExH-box ATP-dependent RNA helicase DExH12-like. The record is from RefSeq and is a predicted model, not a curated record. The transcript has a single exon. Gene Ontology annotation, molecular function: ATP binding; nucleic acid binding; ATP hydrolysis activity. The coding region runs from base 324 to 3128 and encodes 934 amino acids. Gene Ontology annotation, cellular component: nucleus. NCBI's taxonomy places the organism in Eukaryota, Viridiplantae, Streptophyta, Magnoliopsida, Brassicales, Brassicaceae.
AUUAAAAAGUUGUUUUCGGCAAAAUACUAGAAGAAAAAGGAAAGAAAAAAAAGAAGAAGAAAAACUGCAAUCUGAUUCGCACUAUAUAAACAAACUGUAAGCUUAAGGUCUCUCAAAACAUAUAUCGAUCAUACGGAGGUAGAGGACGCUGAGAACGGAGAAUCCUAAAUCGUAGCUCGUCACCGUAAGCUUACUUCUCUCUGCUUCGUUUCGCGGCGGUUAUUAGGGUUUAAUCUCGUCGGCGUUUUGAAAGUUCUUCGAUUAGAUCAGAUUUGUGGUUAACAUUGUUUAUCUGUUUGAUCUUGAAUCCUUGGGUUUUGGUGAUGGCGAACUUGGGAGAGAAGAUUGAUCCUAAGUCCUCUGGAGAUAGAAUUGCUAAGGGAAGGCCUCUGGAGCGUGAUGAUACAGUUUCUGAUCGGCAGAGCAAGAGGCAUUGUAUUAGAGAUGAUGAUGUGGUUUAUCAGCCCAAGACUAAGGAGACAAGGGAUGCUUAUGAGGCUAUGAUUGGCCUUAUUCAGCAGCAUCUGGGUGGGUUGCCUUUGAAUAUUGUUAGUGGUGCCGCAGAUGAGAUCUUGGCUCUUCUCAAUAACGAUGCAGUCAAUAACCCUGAAAAGAAAUUGGAGAUUCAGAAGCUUCUAAAGCCUAUACCUGAGGAGAUGAAUCAGGUUUUUGAUCAGCUUGUUUCCUUUGGGAAAUUGAUCACCGACUUUGGUGUGGCUGUUGAGUUUGAGGAGGACGAAGAAGAGAGUGAUUCUGAUAUAGCCCAGGAUGAAGAACUUCAGGAAACUGGAGGUAUGCAGGUGGAUGCAGGGGAGGGCACGAGUCUGAACGUUCAGGAUAUUGAUGCAUACUGGCUCCAGAGAGAAACAGCGAUAGAGAGGGAGGAGAACCUGCUGAAAAGUCUUUAUGAAGCAGCCCGGUGUUUGAAGGACAGAACUGUUGCUGAUAGAGAUUUAGAAAGUGGUUGGUUCAAGGGUCAGCGUCAGAUGCUGGACCUGGAGAGCUUGGCUUUUGACCAAGGUGGUUUCCUGAUGGCGAAUGAGACGUGUGUCCUUCCACCUGGCUUCUACAGAAGUCGUGGCGAGGGAUAUGAUGAACUUAACGUCCCAUGGGUUUCUAAAAAGGUGGAUAUCAAUGAGAAGCUUGUGAAGAUCACGGAGAUGCCAGCUUGGGCUCAACCGGCUUUUAAGGGAAUGCAACAGUUGAACAGUGUUCAGAGCAAAGUAUAUGAGACCGCACUAUUUAAGGAAGAUAACAUUCUUCUUUGUGCUCCAACCGGUGCUGGGAAAACCAAUGUUGCCAUGCUCACCAUUCUCCAGCAAAUCGGAUUCAAUAAGAAGGGUGAUGGAACAUAUAACCAUGGAAAUUACAAAAUUGUCUAUGUUACACCCAUGAAAGCCCUUGUUACUGAGGUAGUCAGUAACCUGUCUUAUCGUCUGAAGGAUUAUGGAGUUACUGUGAAGGAACUCAGUGGGGAUCAGUCUCUUAGUGGGAAAGAAAUUGAGGAGGCCCAGUUAAUUGUUACCACACCAGAAAAGUGGGAUAUCAUCACCAGGAAGUCUAGUGAUAUCCAGCUUGUGAGACUUGUUAUUAUCGAUGAAAUCCAUCUUCUUCAUGAUAAUAGAGGGCCUGUGCUUGAAAGCAUUGUCGCUAGAACUCUUAGACAGAUUGAUACCAUGAAGGAGAAUAUUCGCUUGGUGGGUUUGUCAGCUACACUGCCAAAUUAUGAAGAUGUGGCCUUAUUUUUGCGGGUUGAUCUUAAGAAAGGGUUAUUUAAGUUCGACCGCAGCUACAGACCAGUGCCUCUUGGUCAGCAGUAUAUUGGAAUCAGUGUGCAAGAACCGUUGCAGAAGUUCCAGAUGAUGAAUGAUCUUUGUUAUCAGAAAGUGUUGGCUGGUGCUGGAAAGCACCAGGUUCUUAUUUUUGUUCAUUCGAGGAAGGAGACAGCAAAAACUGCAAAAUCAAUAGUGGAGAAUGCAAUGGCUAACGAUACCGUCAGCAGAUUCUUGAAAGAAGAUAGUGCAAGUCGUGAAGUUCUUCUGAGUCAGAUUGAACUUACUAAGAAUGGUGAUCUGAAAAACCUUCUACCUUACGGUUUUGCUAUUCAUCAUGCUGGGCUAACAAGGGGUGAUCGGGAGAUAGUUGAGGCACUUUUUGGUGAAGGGCAUGUGCAAGUCUUGGUUUCCACAGAAACUCUCGCAUGGAGUGUGAAUUUGCAUGCUCAUACUGUCAUAAUCAAAGGAACCGAGGUCUAUAAUCCUGAGAAAGGGGCGUGGAUGGAACUCACUCCCCUGGAUGUUAUGCAGAUGCUUGGUCAUGCUGGAAGACCUCAGUAUGAUCAAUAUGGGGAAGGUAUAAUUAUCACUAGCUACAGCAAGGUGCAGUUUUAUCUUUCUUUGAUGAAUGAGCAACUACCUAUUGAAAGCCAGUUUAUUUCAAAACUUGCUGAUCAGCUUAAUGCUGAAAUUGCGCUUGGAACGGUUCAGAAUGCUAGAGAGGCUUGCCAUUGGCUUGGCUAUACGUAUCUAUAUUACCGUAUGGUUCGUAAUCCAACGCUUUAUGGGUUAGCGCCUGAUGUCCUUGCAAAAGACGUAGUGUUGGAGGGAAGAAGAGCUGACCUGAUACACUCAGCUGCUACUAUCUUGGACAAAAACAACUUGGUUAAGUAUGACAGGAAAAGUGGAUGUUUCCAAGUUACUGAUCUGGGAAGGAUUGCUAGCUACAACUGUGUAAGUCAUGGGACCAUAGUUACGUACAAUGAGCUUUUGAAGCCAACGAUGGGUGCUAUAGAUCUUUAUCAUCUGCUAUCACUGAGUGAGGAGUUCAAGUAUGUGACUAUUGGGCCAGAUGAGAAGAUGGAACUGGCGAAACUUUUGGGUCGUGUCAUGGUUCCGAACAAGGAAACUCUGGAGGAGCCCAGUGCAAAGAUUAAUGUUUUGUUACAGGCAUACAUUUCACAGCUUAAGCUUGAGAGUCUUUCUUUGACAUCAGACAUGGUUUUUAUAGGUCAGAACGCUGGACGUCUUGUACGAGCUCUCUAUGAAAUUGUAUUGAAACGCGGAUGGGUUCAACUGGCUGAGAAAGCUCUGAAAAUGGUUGGGAGGAUUACUAGAAAAAAAAAAAAUUAGGCUAUUUGCUAUUGACUCUAGAUCAGCAGAUUACUGGUACCUUGUUUCUAGUUCUGUCAACUAGCAUCUCAAGCGACUUGAUUUAAGGUUACUCUUCUAUUUUUCUGUAAAUUUAUUUGACUGUGUCCAUUUUUUUGGGUCAAAUUUUCCAGUUUCUUUUUGUUUUAACACACACCAAUAAUAUUCAUGGCAGUAAUCUCGUGUCCAUCUUUUCGCCUCAUGUGGCUGACCGGCUGUAUUUACAAUAGCGGGUGUUUAAAUUACACCUGCAUUGCUUGACUCUCUU